CAACCCCGGCUCGAUCCGCCCGUACGUCUCCAUCGCCCUUCCCCUCCCCUCCUCGCCCCUCCUCUCCGCCACGCCACCUCCUCCCCCCACCCAUCACUAUCUCCGUCGCGUCCCCCGCCACCGCCGCCCGAUCCCUGUGCCGUCUGCCUCGGCGCCUUCCUCUCUCCGUGCCCCGGAUCGCCGGCGGGAUCUUGGGUUGCCCUACGCACACAUGAGGCCUUAGGUGAUGACGAGCUUGCCUGAGAGGGGUGCAGCACCGCCAUCUGAUUCUUCGUGCCAGGGGGACACUGUAGCUGCUGUUGCCUCUUCUUCUACCUCGGAGCAGAAGGAAGAUAGCAUCUCGAAACAGUCCAACACCUCGAUCCUAUCUAGUGUUUUCACACCCCCUUUCACUAUCUUUGAAGGGCAGCAGAAUUCAUCGCUACCGUGCGAGAAGAAGUCGCCAAAGACUACCUCGGGAUCCUAUGUUUGGUCGAGGAUUUUGAGGAGAAUCGUGUGCAGCGGCUCGAUGUGGCGUCUUCUGGGCUGUAACAAGGUUCUGACCUCAAGUGAUGUUUGGUUCCUUGGCAAAUGCUACACGGUGUCGCCUGAGGAGUCAUCCAGCGACUCAGAUUCCGACAGUGGGCAUGCUGCGUUUUUAGAAGAUUUUUCCUCCAGGAUCUGGAUCACUUAUCGAAAAGGCUUUGAUGCAAUAUCUAACUCCAAGCUAACUAGUGAUGUGAAUUGGGGCUGCAUGGUUAGAAGCAGCCAGAUGCUGGUUGCUCAGGCGCUCAUUUUUCACCAUCUUGGAAGGUCUUGGAGAAAGCCCUCACAGAAGCCAUACAACCCAGAAUAUAUAGGGGUCUUACACCUAUUUGGUGAUUCUGAAGCUUGUGCUUUCUCUAUUCACAAUUUACUUCAAGCUGGAAGGAGUUAUGGUCUGGCUGCUGGAUCAUGGGUGGGUCCAUAUGCUAUGUGCCGGGCAUGGCAGACCCUUAUCCGCACAAAUAGAGAGCAAGCUGAAGUUGUAAAUGGGAAGGAGAUUUUUCCCAUGGCUCUUUAUAUAGUUUCGGGUGAUGAAGAUGGUGAAAGAGGUGGAGCUCCAGUUGUUUGCAUUGAUGUUGCUGCUCAGCUUUGCUGUGAUUUCAACCAAGGACAGUCAACAUGGUCACCUAUUCUUUUGUUAGUUCCUCUGGUUCUUGGCCUUGACAAAAUUAAUCCAAGGUACAUCCCAUUACUAAAGGAGACAUUUACAUUUCCUCAAAGCUUGGGAAUUUUAGGUGGAAAACCUGGAACAUCAACUUACAUUGCUGGGGUACAGGAUGAUAGGGCGCUCUACCUAGAUCCCCAUGAUGUUCAGAUGGCAGUUAACAUUGCACCGGAUAACUUGGAGGCGGACACUUCCUCAUACCACUGCAGUAUUGUCCGAGAUUUGGCUCUAGACCAGAUAGAUCCAUCACUGGCUAUUGGUUUUUACUGCCGUGACAAAGAUGACUUUGAUGAUUUCUGUUCUCGAGCCUCUGAGUUGGUAGAGAAGGCCAAUGGAGCACCACUCUUUACUGUUGUACAGUCAAUUCAGCCAUCGAAACAAAUGUAUAACGAGGAUGAUGGGUUGGGUUGUUCUGGCGAUAGCAUGGCCAACAAUGACAACCUUGAUGGCUCUGGCGAAGCAGGAGAAGAGGAGUGGCAGAUCCUUUAAAUGAGGGGGCGGGGGGGGGGGGGGGAAUCGAUGGCAUGUCGAGUUGUAAACCUUGCAUCCAACACGUUGUCUGAAUUCCCUCAUUUGUGUGUGAAUACAGGUGAUUAUUAGCGAUUUCAGGGUGUCAUCGGAUGCCAAUGUCCCAUAGGAGUUCAAAAUGUGACGGAUGGAAAUCCCUUUGUAACAUACAUGCCCUUAUGUUCAUUAUAAUUAAAUGUAUUUAUUCUGUAUUAUAAUAUAAUUUCACACCGCCAUGCUCGCUAA
This is a messenger RNA of Phragmites australis (common reed), 1942 nucleotides long. Its product is annotated as cysteine protease ATG4B-like. NCBI's taxonomy places the organism in Eukaryota, Viridiplantae, Streptophyta, Magnoliopsida, Poales, Poaceae. The record is from RefSeq and is a predicted model, not a curated record. Gene Ontology annotation, molecular function: protein-phosphatidylethanolamide deconjugating activity. The transcript has 9 exons. Bases 227 to 1678 code for a protein of 483 amino acids.